AUGAAGGUCACGCAACUUGUAUCACAGAAAUUAAGCGAGGCAAUCAAGGCGAAAAUCAGAAAAAGAGUAAAUGAGGAAAUCAGAAAAAGAAUAACUGAGGGUGUCAGCGGUGACGACGAAGGGGUGGAUCAGUUAGACGCAGACAGUGAUCAGGGUGUUGAUGGUGACAAGACAACAUUAAACGGCGAUGCUGGUUCAGGAGCAAAGACAAAGGGGAAAAGAUAUGGAAAUGGAAAGGGGUCCAAAAAGGUGCUGUGCAUCUACGCCCCCGAGAAUCUACGGUACUGCGUUAGUCAGUUAAAGGAGCUAUAAGUAUUGAUGCCUGAUGACAUCAUCUAUAUGUCGCGCUUUCAAUUUUAAAAGUACUUAAUAAAAUUUUGUGUGUCC
Messenger RNA from Cydia splendana, 387 nucleotides. RefSeq lists its product as uncharacterized. The transcript has 9 exons. The record is from RefSeq and is a predicted model, not a curated record. Lineage: Eukaryota; Metazoa; Arthropoda; Insecta; Lepidoptera; Tortricidae. Bases 1 to 312 code for a protein of 103 amino acids.